Messenger RNA from Blepharisma stoltei, 831 nucleotides. The record is from the annotation of a GenBank genome assembly. Lineage: Eukaryota; Ciliophora; Heterotrichea; Heterotrichida; Blepharismidae.
AUGGACAUUUUUUAUGCCAGCUUAAUAGGAAUUUCAAGAACUAUAGCUGCUUUACCUUUUGAGCAUCCUUUUGAAUAUAUAAAAACACAAGUCCAAGCAAAUCCGCAUGUUGAUCCUUAUAAAUUUGUGAUAAACGAUAUCAAAAGUAAUGGGAUUCUAAAACUAUACACAGGACUAAUCCCUAAUGCCAUUAGAAAUUCUUUUAAGCAGGCAUAUAGAUUUCCAAUGAUGGUUCACUUUCCAAGAAUUUUUAGAACUUUUAUAAGGAACGAAAAUGCUGUGCAAACACUGACUGGACUUUCUAUUGCUGCGAUAGAAGGCUAUAUAAUCUGCCCUUUAGAAAGACUUAAGACUUGGAUUAUGACAUCACCGAAAGCAACGAUUAGACAAUUUUUUCGAGAAAAGAACUUAAAGCAUGAAGCUUUCAGAGGGAUUCAGCCAUUAUUAUUCAAGCAGACUAUUUCUUGAGUUACGUUUUUAGGCUGCACUUCGUUUUUUAAAGAAAUAACAAAAAAAUAUACACAUAAAGAAGAGCUACUGUAUUCAGAACUUUUAAUUAUAGGAGCUAUAGUUGGAGUUAUUAAUACAGCAGCGGUCAUGCCUUUAGAUUUUGCAAAAACUCAGCUGCAAAAAUAUGGAGAAAUGGAAGGGAAAUCUACAUGGGGAGUUUUGAAGAAAUUUAUAGAUAAUGAGAAAAGUAAUAUUGGAAAAAUAAGGAUUGUGUGCUCUGGAUGGCAGUUUAGAAUUGUGCAGUAUAUUAUUGAUGCUUGUCUUACAGUUUCUUUGUUAGAUAGAUUGGACACACAUUUUAAGAAUAGAGCGAAAAGUUAA